Messenger RNA from Helobdella robusta, 705 nucleotides. RefSeq lists its product as hypothetical. NCBI's taxonomy places the organism in Eukaryota, Metazoa, Annelida, Clitellata, Rhynchobdellida, Glossiphoniidae. The coding region runs from base 1 to 705 and encodes 234 amino acids. The record is from RefSeq and is a predicted model, not a curated record. Gene Ontology annotation, biological process: cell-matrix adhesion. The transcript is spliced from 4 exons.
AUGCAGUUUAAGACUGCUUAUAAUGUUUUUAAGAUUGUUUUAGUGGUGAUAUUGGUUGAAAUAAGUGUUGUUAACUGUGUAAGUGAAGAGGAGUUGUUUGCCUUUGGAGAAGAUGUGGAUGAUAAUUAUAUGGCGAGUGGAGAUGAAACAUUUGCUGAAGUCGAUCUACCUUCAAUUUUCUACUAUCUCGAUGAUGAACAGGAAUCCCUCGUGGUACACUCGAAUGGUUUCGUAUCGUUUGCUGCACCAAUACCUGGCUUCAGAGAAGAUCUGAAGAUUCCUUUUUAUCAUCCAUACAUUGCACCCUUUUAUGCUGAUGUCGACACAACAGUCUCAGGAAGAGUUUAUCACAGAAAAACUAGAGAUGCCAAUUUAUUGGAAAAAGCCACAACUUAUAUAAGAAAAGCUUUUCCGUAUCACCAAUUUCAACUUGAAUGGCUAUUCAUCGCCACUUGGAGUGGGGUUGGACAUUACAAGGGAGCGUCUGAUCAGGUUAACACGUUCCAAACGGUCUUAGCGUCGGGAGGAGAGAAAUCUUACGUUUUAAUCCUUUACCCAACUGCUGGCAUUUCUUGGUUCCAGAUGGAAGGAAGGCACAGCGGAGAGAUGGUGCUUGCGCAGGCUGGUUUGGACGCGGGCAGCAACAAUCAGUACUACCUUCUGCCUGGACAGGGCACUCCAGAUAUUCGUUAUUUGGAUAGGUAG